CCUGCAACCACAACUUUACGAUUUCAUAUUUCGAAUAGGAGUGUGCCGCAACGGGAGAAACAUGUUCGGUGUUUUAAUCACAUUUAUCACAGCAGCGCUGGCUACUUAUUAUUAUCGUUUUCGACGGUCUCGUAGGCGUCUGUACGAGUUGGCAGCUAAACUGCCUGGGCCGUUCGAUUUACCUCUAAUUGGUAGCAUUCAUAUAGGUUUCGGAAGAGGUGCUACGGAAGUAAUGGAAUAUCUGCUUCCGAAACUUGACACAGUACCAACGCCGAUGCGAGCAUGGGCCGGACCGUUUCUAUUUGUGAUUGCCGAUAAACCAGAACAUCUGGCUGUUGUCUUGAACUCACAGGAUUGCAUCAAACGAUCUUACGUAUAUGACUUUUUCCGGACCGAGCAGGGACUCUUCAACGCCGAACCCGAACUGUGGAGGAAGCUAAGAAAGCAUCUGACUCCAUCGUUUGCGAUCCCCAGUGUAAAAAGUUUUAUUCCGUCCUUUAACCAAAAAGCUGAUUUACUAGUGAAAAAUCUGGAGUGUUUGGUUGGCCAGGCACCGUUUGACAUGUUCUACAAGGUUGGCGAAUAUGCUCUCGGGACGAUUGCUGUCAAUAGUUUAGGGUUGGAUUUAGACAACGAAACUAGUGACUUUAAGCAACGUUAUAUGGAGAAUGCCGAGAAGAUGUUCACUAUCAUGUGGUCACGCAUGUACAAGGCUUGGUUGCAGCCUGAAUUAUUCUACAAGCUGACUUCCACCUAUCGCGAAGAAAUGGAGCGUCUUCGAAUGUUCCGAGGACUGACGGAAAAGGUACUAUCGAUGCGUGAGGAAGCCAAGAAACAACUUUCCACUACAAAGGUAAACGCCGAACGAGAUGAGAAUAACGCCCGUCGUCCUCAGCUUUUCAUCGACAAACUGGAAAACAUUUCCAACGAAACGGGCAUUUUGGACGAGGAAGGUGUGAAACAGAACUUGGACACCUUUAUUUUCGCCUGUAAUGAUACGACAUCAUCCGUUGUGUCAACGACUAUACUUAUGCUGGCUAUACAUCAAGACAUUCAGGAACGCCUGUACCAAGAGAUUAUAAGUGUUGUUCCCGGCUCAUACAUUGAUUACGAAGAUAUGUCCAAACUAGACUAUCUGGAAAUGGUAAUAAAAGAAGCAAUGAGGCUAUUCCCUGUAGCGGCCGCCGUUGCACGCACGGCUGAAAAGGAAAUUCAGAUUGGCGAGUUUAUCAUUCCAGCCAACGCACAGAUUUUGGUACCGGUUAUCAAGAUACAUCGAAACAAGCGUGUAUGGGGUGAACGAGCUAAUGAGUUCGACCCUGAAAAUUUCUCUCCGGAGAAAUGUGCGAUGAGACAUCCAUACGCGUACUUAAGUUUCAGCGGAGGAAUUCGGAACUGCAUAGGCGUAAAAUAUGCAUACAUAACAAUGAAAAUCGUGCUUAUCAAACUCAUCAAGAGCUACCGGUUUUCCACCGACCUGAAGCUGACUGAUCUUAAGUUGCAUCUAUCGAUCUUGCUGCGUAUUGCCAACGGAUACAUGAUGAGGUUAGAACGACGAGAAACCAAAGAGUCACACACUUAACUGGUCAGCAUCGUUUAAUCAACACUAAGUGGAUAGAUACGUAUGCUAUUUUUUACGUUAAUUAGCAACAAAACUGACUGCUGUUAGUCAUGAUAACAGGUCACAGGUUAAAUGUAAUGUGUGUGGGAAGCAUGUAACGUUCUGAUGAUUAUGGCGUUACGCUACAACUGAGCGCACAUUUGUUGUAACCAUGAACUGGCAGCCAACUCGAUUAGGUCCUCGGCAACAAUACAAAUUAGUUACAAAAACAAUCUAGAUGUAAGUAAUCAAUGUUUUAGCAGUAAUAGUAAUGUAAUAUUGCUACCAGUGACAGCAGAAAUGCUUAAAUGCUCCAAAAUGGUAUGUAUGAAGUUACCUGCGGAUUUCCAAUACCACACAGUAGGCGUUGAAAAAAGUUACCCUGGUGGCACGAUUGUCAUUUGCAUACAAUUGGCUUGAAGCCGAAAAUUUGAGUUCUUUGGUUCUAGUUCGCUGUCAAAUGAUGUGUUUAAGCAGUGUUCACACGUUCACAUUUUCUUCAUGCGGUUGCACCAACAUAAGGAAACGAUUUCGAUGGAAUAUAAUCAAACUAUAAUAACCACAAUUUCUUUUUCUUAUUCAAAAAGAGGUCAAAUUACUUGUUUUAUAGAGAAUUAGAGUUAUAUUUAUAUUGGGUUUGAAUAAAUUAACUUUCGACACCAGUGUGGUUUGAUUGUAUGGUAUGAGCAUAGCUCAACAUAUUGUUGACAACAAUGCCACCAAAACAAAAUGCGUCGGUUUCAGGAACCAGCUUCCAGGGGGGGGUGGAAAAAGUACACCAACUUCACACACAUAGCGCUGUCAUUGUUUCCGUACGGUAGGAAAUCUAGGUAUACUUGAUUUAUGGUUUUAGUCGAUGUCACUAAAACGAACCUCAUUAUAACUUUAACUAAAUAAAGUGUAGAAUCGUACUACUAAUUGACAAAUCAGGAAAAACUAUUUCUUUAAUACAAAAGACUUAAGAAGCUAACAAUUACAUUUUAAAAUAAAGCGACACACGUGAUGGUUCUCAUGUCCUGCCCUGGGUCAGUUUCAACGACAUUAUACAGGGUCCGCCAUGUAACUUUUUUUUAAAACAUGCAAUAAAACACAAACGGUUCAUCAGAUUUCAAAAUUAAUUUUUUCAUGUUAAAGUACAAUCCUUCCGGUUAGUUGUGGAAUAUAAUUUGAUUCCAGUUUUUAGUCAGUUUUUAGUCGGUCCAGUUUUUAGUACAUUUUUGAUUGCAUGAAACUUUAUUUCAGCUAUGGCUGCACGAAUGUUGUCCUUCAAGGCUUGAAUUAUCUUAACACUUAUCUUUGACAGCCCCCCAAAGAUAUUAGUCUAACGACGUCAAAUCACAGCUCCGAGGCGGCCAAACGACAUCCGAAUUUCGACUGAUAAUUCGAUCUUCGAAGACUGUGCGCAGAAGAUCGAUCGUAGCGUUGACUGUGUGGCACGGAGCGCCGUCUUGUUGGAACCAAAUGGUGUCCAAGUCUUCCUCUUCAAGUAACGGGAAGAACCAAUCGCUAAUCAUGGCGCGGUAGCGCUCGCCAUUGACCGUGGCGGCGGCUCCUGCCUCAUUUUCGAAGAAAAAUGGCCCAAUGAUCAGGGCUUGCAUAUUGAAGCAACGAAUAUGAACGAAAGGGUUUCACCAUCUGUGCUAUUCACACACAUUCGUAUGUCAGGUAGAAUUCACAGCGCAACUCAAGCCAGGAGAGCUGCUUCGUUCGUUCAUUAGUUCAUGAAUAUGCCCGCUUGCUGAGACCUAUGCUUCAUGAGGUUAGCAUUUGAUGAAUGGUUCUCAUAUUGUAGAUGCCUAUGAGGAAACUAGUUUCAUAACUUUUAGUUCCGAUGAAUAUUAAUUUAAAGAACAUUGCUUUUAGUGUUUCUAGGAUAUAUACACAGUGUAAACUGCCAAGAAACAAAUUGAUCGUUUUGAAAAUGGGCUCAAAUGCAAAAUUUCUGCUAUAAAAUGUUUAAAGUCUGUUUGAAAUGUGAUCAAAUUUGGUCUUGGAAUGCGAACAUUAUGUUAAAAAUGAUUUCUGUAAACCUACUUUUUAAAAAUAAACCGUAAACAUUGCCUAUAUGACGUUGCUUCGCGUCUUGUAGCACACCGUGAGGCAAGGUCUUCUUUCUCGUACAAUACUAACGAGAGUGAACCCUUCAUUUCAUUACAUUGUCAUGGAUUGCUUAGUUCAUGUGUUAACUGAGAAUGAGAGCACAGACAAUUUACUUGGCAAGGGGAAUUGGUCUGCUCAGUAGCAUAUACUCUCACGCAUCCAGUUUCUCUCUAAUAUAGGUCUCUCAUUCAGCUAUGUCAAGCAAAGUGUUCACAGCAGAUAUUUUUUGUUGCUUCGUUCGUUUGAGGAUUGACAAUACAAGCCCUGCCAAUGAUGCCGCCAGACCAAAAUCCGCACCAAACCGUCACUCUCUGAGGAUGCAUCGACAUCUUCAUGAUAACGUGCGAGUUUUCCGUCCCCCAGAUGCGACAAUUUUGCUUAUUAACAUAUAAACAUUUUCAUCUAUAUGCCUCAUCCGAGAGGAUGAUUUUUUUGGCACACAUUCCGCAACAUUACCAUGAUUUUCAAAGUAAAGCUGCACUAUUUUCACACGUUCCUCAAGCGUUUACACAACCAUUUUCGUUCAGCGGAAGGAUAAACUAAGUUUCUGUCAAAUCAGAAGUGACAUUAAGGUUACCAAUGUCGAAAUAAUUGCUAGUUCAAAAAAGAAAAAAGGCGGGUGGGUAAUGUCAAAGACAUAACUGGAUGUCGUGAAUACGAAAACAACUGACAUGUUCUUAACACUUCCGAAUGUCAAUUAGUUGAUCAAUUGUAUGAAUUAUGCAAGCAUUCCCCUUUUUCACAUUUUUCGCAAAAACAAAGAAAGCUUCACUUGAUCUCGAUUACUGUGAAUUUCACACAGCGAAAAGUGCACAAAUCUAACCAAACUGUUCUAGAUUUGCACUAAACUGAGGAUAUUUCCCUUCGAUUUGCGAACAACAAAUCCUAAUAGUUCUUUAGAAAACAUUUAGAGCCAUUAGAACGGCUGAUUUUGUGUGAUGCUCUCCACCGUUGUCCUCUUUUCGUUGUUUUUUCACCAAUGCAAAUGACUGGCAACUGUGACGUAAUCGCUCUUGUCGGAAGCGAAACUAGCUUUGCAAACGACCCUAAAUACAUCUGCUCGCAGUGGCGAUAGAAUCCAAACUGAUCCAAUUUUUUGUUGAGAGGUUUGUUUUAACCUGAUUUCGUUUAUAGCUAUUUCAGUAAUGGGCGAUCCUAACGGCUAUAAAAAUAGCCGCAUAUAGAAUUUAAAUUUCGAUUAUUUCAUUUCGGAUUUGCAUUUCAUUGAAAAAAAAACUAUCCGGAUGCUGUACGGGAUUCAUUCCUGCCUUUCAGAAGGACCAAAUUGACCAAACACUGUUCGGAACAUUUUCCCGAACGAUUUGUUGUACAGCAGCAGAUAUUUAGUUCUCUUCCUCAGAACGCGUUCUGAUUGGCUGGUGUUGACAUGGGUCAAAUGAGACAGGUUUUUCAAUAGUGUACCAUUAAAAUACUUCAAUGCUUUUUCAUUACAUGCUUAAGUUGAAAAAUUUCGAUUCUAUUGGUAGUUAGAUUAUAUAAAUCCUUUCACAGAUCACUGAGUUAUGAGCUUUCAAAAUACGACAAAGGCAAACGCGCCUUAUGAAUUAUCCUCUUUGAUACUCGUUUAUACCAAACAUUUCAGAAAAGUUUAAUUUUGAACUAUUUGAGAUUAUGUCACACAACUGAAUAUUUUAUCAUAGAAUUGUGAUCCUAUUUCCGAUGGCAUGUAGCAAAAAUUAUGUUGAUUCGGUAGAUACAACAAGAGAUAUUCACGAUCAAAAACUUAUCACUCUCUCAGAGGGUAAAUUUUGAAAAGGCACCCCAUAGUAAAGUAAGUCGUAUUCACGACAAAAAAAGUUAUAUGGCGAACCCUGUAUUGAUUCUGUUCUAGGGGUAUGCUUUUCGAUUUUGAAAGAAGAGAUAUUCGUUUAAAUGUGUUUCAGAUGUGCAAAGAAAAAAUAGUUAAAAUAAUCAAAUUUGGGUUUCACACAACAAACUAUUUUAUUGAAACAGUGACAAUAAAACCUGGUUUGAUAUUGAAAAUAUUGUUGCUUGAAACUACAAAACAAGGUAAUUAAUAUUUCCCUGAGUAUUAGUUCGUUUUAAUCAAUAUUUCUAUAAACACAACAAAUACUGUACUUGUGCAUUGCUGUCAAAUUCUUGACAAACAAUUUCUCUGUUAAUUUAAUUAGA
Malaya genurostris is the source of this 5854-nucleotide messenger RNA. RefSeq names its product cytochrome P450 4C1-like. The transcript is spliced from 3 exons. NCBI's taxonomy places the organism in Eukaryota, Metazoa, Arthropoda, Insecta, Diptera, Culicidae. Gene Ontology annotation, molecular function: iron ion binding; oxidoreductase activity, acting on paired donors, with incorporation or reduction of molecular oxygen; monooxygenase activity. Bases 62 to 1582 code for a protein of 506 amino acids. The record is from RefSeq and is a predicted model, not a curated record.